UGUUGUGGCAAGCGGUACUAUAUUGUACCGUUAGUCGAGGCGCGUGGCCGCGAGAGUGCCGUCGACAGAGUGCCGGACGGAGCAACCCCUCCUCUCGCGAUUUCCUGGCGGUGGAGGAAGGAGUCGGGAGCGGGAGUGAUUUGGUGUUCGGAGGUACAUGGAGGGGAUCCCGCACCUUGGUGGGGAUGCGUCGCGUGCGUGGUGGGCACUCGCCCGGCGGCAAGGAGUCGGAAGGGGUGAAUCACCUUUUGCGAACUGCUGACGCUCGACCAUGAUCAAAACUUCGAAAACUUUUAUUAAAAUCCUUGUACUUUGUAUUCUUUUAUUGCGUAACUAAAUAUUCGAAGAACGGCCAUUUUUGUUACAAGUCUUUAUGCUGCCCAUUUUAUUCACCUUUGUAUUCUUUUGUCAUCUAUUAGAUCACCAUUGUGUCCAAAAUGUUUUGUUUAUUAAAUCUAACAAAGUAUUAUACUGCUACGCAAAUCUACGGUUACUCUGGAAACAGUAGUAACUGUAUCGAGGUCAUUGACACUGCCAUGUAGGUUCUUUAGACCUUAAAACUUUCUACUAAGUGUUGCUUGACUUGCUUGAGAAAAUAUUCUUCAUUAUCGAAUAAUGAAGACCGAAAAACGUUUAGCAACCGCAUGAAAAAUGCGCAUUUUCGCAUGCAUGAAACUAAUAAUAGCGUCAAGUUACCCAACGAGCAAGGCACUCACUGAACCGGAGCCACACCUUGUAUGUCUUGUGAAAGUUCAGUAAAGAGAAAGUGAGUAUCAUGUUAGACACACGCACACAGUACGAGAGUGUACCGCGUAUAGCAAACUCGCCUGUCGACUAAACUUUCUUUAACCCACUUUCUUAGUUUCUCGUUGAAUAAAUUUUAGUGUAGUGUCGCGUUUGGUGGCCGGUAGUGGUAUGCCGUAGCCCUACCAUCACCAUCCCAGCAGUCCAGACCCCAGUGGUGGGAUAGUGGGACGUGGGGGUCGAUUUAAGUGGGACAGUGAUUUUUCCGCGCGGCGGCGGCGGCGAUAUGUGCGACAUGCAGAAAAUGCCUACCAGAGAUGAUGCUUCUUGUGACGAAGACUCGGAGAUGAAUUUCGCAGCAUUCUCCACAGCGAAUGCUGCGGGGACACACUUUGUGACCACCACCGGGCAGCUGCCGGUGACAAAGCUGCAGCAAAAUGUCGCCAGCAAUGGAAGCACUUUGCAACAGGUGGUGGGUAUGGUGGGCAACGACGGUGGAGUGCAGUACGUGCGCGCGGACGGGCUGCAGGCCACGCCGCAGCUCAUCACGCUGCCUAUUUCACUGCCCGGAGCCAAGCCGGGCGACCCGCAGCCCACGGUGCAGAUCCAGGUGCUGAGCCCCAACAUCCUGCAGCAGCAGCAGCCCAAGUACCAGAUGCAGAUCCCCAUCCAGGGCUUCCAACAAGGCGGCGCGGUGCUGACGGUGGCGUACUCGCCCGACAACAGCGACGGGCUGCAGGUGCUCGGCAACACGCUGCCGGAAGGCCUGCAGGUGUUGGCGGCGCUGCCGCAAGACAUGCAGCUGGUCCAACAGAUGCAGGACAACAAGGAGCAGAUCCAGCAGGCCAUCCAACACCAGGUGUUCAUAACCCCGAACCAGCAGAUAGUGAUCAACGGCCCUGAGGACACCAAACUGAACAACAACAACACCAUCACCAACAACAACCAGGGCGUCACCAACAUCGUCAUCAAGGAGGAGUGCGAUGACAACGCCAAUGAUGACGAGAGCUCACAAGGCACGGAGUCCAGUGAAAACAUGCAGUGGCAAAUCAGCAGCUCGCAGCAGGACCUCAUCAAGUACCUCAACCAGUUCCAGCCACAGCAGCAACCGACGCUGCCGGUGUCGCUGCAGCAGUUCCUGCGCAUCAACCCGGCGGCGGCGGACGGCAAGAAGGAGCCCGGCGUGGAGAUCGAGGUGCUGCCCAUGGACCACGACAAGGAGCCGCUGGCGGAGGCCGUCGUCGGAGAAGACGGCUCCCUAAGAAUACAGCCGAAAAAGAAGAAAAAGUACAAAAAGAAAGCGCCGAAACCCGCACGACCAAAACCAGGACAAGUGGUGAUCGCCAACGCGGCCGACGGCUCUCCCAUCUACUGCUGCCCGCAGUGCCAGAUGGCCUACCCCGAGAAGGAACAGCUGGAGAUGCACCUGUCGGUCCAUGAGAUUGAGAGGCGGUUUAUCUGUGGCAUCUGCGGGGCUGGUUUGAAACGCAAGGAGCACUUGGAGCGACACAAGCUGGGCCACAACCCCGAGCGACCCUACGUGUGCGGCGUGUGCCGCAAGGGCUUCAAGCGGCGCGAGCACCUCAACCUGCACACCGUCAUACACUCCGGCGUCAAGACCGAAGUGUGCCCCGAGUGCGGCAAGGGUUUCUACCGCAAGGACCACCUGCGCAAGCACAUGCGCUCGCACGAGAGCAAGCGCCUGCGCGACGACGCGGCCGAGGGCGCGGGCGCGGGCGCGGGCGUCACCGUGGCGCCUGCGCCCUGCGCGUCCCCGGCGCCCGGCAACAACACUAUCCUGCCCGAGAUCACCAUACACGUGCCAACGAGCGCGAACAUGCAAGUGCCGGUGCAGAUCAACAUCCCGCAGCACGUGGUGUCGUCGCUGCAGGCCGCGGCCGACACGCACGCCGCGCAGGCGCAGCUCGACGCGCUGCUCGCGCAGGCGCACGCGCACGCGCACGCGCACUCGUGACCAAGCUCCGCCGGGUAACACCCGCCGCACACAUAAACUAGGCGAACGUAUUAACACCGCAGGGUAACACCCACCCACAACGUAAUGGAGUGGCCGAACGCAUUAACACUUCAGAGGGUAAAAUCCACCAUUCCUGACAUAAUGGAAUAACUGAGUGUAGACUUAUAUUGAUCGGUCAAUAUAAGUCUAAUGAAAAUACCGUGAAUCAUUCAAACCUCUUAUAGCUGAGUGUGUCAAUCGAUCAGCUACCGCUGGAUAACACCCACCCUCAACAUAAUGGAGUAGCCGAGCGUAUCAACCGACUAAGCUCCACUAGGUAACAUCUACCCACAAUGUAAUGGAUUAGCCGAGUGUAUAAACCGACCAAGCUCGGAGUAACAACACCCCACCCACCAAAUAAUAGGCCGAGCGUAUCAACCGACCAACUCAAGAAAGAAAAACAAAAUCCGCUCUUUUACGCCUUCUAAUAUUUUUUUCCGGUCGCAUUCAUUGGUUACUAAAAAGUGGGAAUUACACAAGGUAGCACUCGUGACACUACUGAGGCAAUCCCGGACGUAAUGGAGAAGAUGAGUGUAUUAGAUAACCCACCACGUAGCUAUGGCAAUCAACCCAAAAAUAACGGGCUAGGUGAGCACAGCAAACUGUAGUAGAUAUUAACCACCACUCGCCCAGUAUAAUGCAGUAGAGGAACGUGUUACAGCAAAUUCCCGUAGAUGAGACGGGGACGUAUUAACAGGCUAUAAUAACUAAGUGAGCCAACCCGUGCAGAUACAGGCGCAGGUUACUACAAUGAUGUUGAUAGCAGUUUAACGGCAUAUCUAUACACGAGUGCCUUAGUAAAUAGGUGCAAAAAAUCUGCAGCAAGAUAGACGUAUAGCUAGCGGGAUGAAAAUUUACAUCUAUGUGAUAACAUUAACAACCAGAAAGGCGAGCUGUGUCGUCGAAGUAUUAACACAGUUUUCUGAAUGCUGUAUGCAGACACUAUUAAACUUAUCGUACCUGUUGGGCAGCUAAGAAUAACAAACACUCGGGUACUCGUUACACAUAUUGCUAUUUUUCAAGCUGUAAUUUUUCCCACACCUAUUUUAUUUUAAGUGGUAGGGGAAAAUGGUUUAUAUGGAAAAUCGGUCACAGGGUGAGGCGCCCGUCUCGGUGAGAUUGCCUUUGUAUUAAAAUUAGGAUAAAUUAAUUUUACUUUGACAUAUCUGUAAAUCAGUAUGAACUUUUUACAUGACACCAAUUUUACACUUUUGUAUCUUAUACAUCUCGAUCGAUCAGAUAGAUUAUGUUAAGGUUCUACUUAAUUAAUUAAAUUUAUACAUAUACGACAUAUACACUGUCAGAAAUAUC
Molecule: messenger RNA, 4069 nt
Organism: Leguminivora glycinivorella
Lineage: Eukaryota; Metazoa; Arthropoda; Insecta; Lepidoptera; Tortricidae
Product: zinc finger protein 853-like
Exons: 13
Coding region: 1031-2719 (562 amino acids)
Biological process (GO): regulation of transcription by RNA polymerase II
Molecular function (GO): DNA-binding transcription factor activity; RNA polymerase II cis-regulatory region sequence-specific DNA binding
Source: RefSeq, a predicted model, not a curated record